AAUUUAAAAAUAUAUGUAUUACUUUAACGAAUACUACAUUUAUUUGACAGCGUGUCUAUUUCAGGAAUGUCUGUAGUAAGGCGGAGCCCAGCUCGUUAGCUUCCCGACGGUUAGCCUAGCCUAGCCUAGCCUAGCCUAGCCUAGCCGACACCCGCCGCCAUUACAUGACUGCAGGCCCGAAGUUUGUCGUCAACAGCCCGGGUCCCGCAGUGAUGCAUUCACUGUCUCAGGAGAUCCAAGGCUUCUCCAAAAGCCGGCUGAGGAAACAGUGCACACAUGUUACCACGGUAACGGGCAGGAAGACGCUGGAGAGGAGGACGGAUGGAGGACAGGUGGAGGAGCUGGAAGAGGGGAGCGGGUGUGGAUUUGUGCAAGACCUGAAUCUAGACCUUCAAGUUGGAGUUGUCCGACCAUUCUUGCUGCUGGCCUCUCAGGACGCGGCCCACGACAUGGACCUGUUGCAGAAGUAUAAGGUGUCACAUGUUCUAAACGUGGCGUACGGCGUGGCCAACUUGUUCUCAGAUCAGUUGGUCUACAAGACGCUUCAGAUCCUGGACCUCCCAGACACAAACAUCACGUCUUAUCUCAGCGAGUGUAGCGCUUUUAUCCAUCAAGCCCGGGAAAAGCACGGCGUGGUGCUGGUCCAUUGCAACGCCGGCGUGUCUCGAUCCUGCGCCAUCGUGAUUGGUUACUUAAUGUUGAGGGAGGGGCUCCCGUUUGACGAAGCGUAUCGUCAGGUGAAGCUGGCGAGGCCUUCGUGCCGACCCAACCCGGGCUUCUACCGACGACUGCAGAGCUACACGCCCGAGGAGCAAGUCCCACCCUGAGGAUCAAUCAGUCAAACUUUAUUGAUAUUGAAGUGAAUGAACUCAUAUUAUAUUGUUCAUAUGAAUGUUCAUAAUCAUCUUGGAGAAAGCAAACCACCAACUUUAAUUAAAUAGUGGUCUUUCAGUUUGAUAUUCCUAGGUGGAUUGGAUCACUUCUCGCAGGAAAGAGGCCCUAAUUUGGACUUUGGAAUGCAAAAGUGAUAGCCUUAUCCUAGAGAAGAGACUACAUGUUCAGCUCAAUGCCAACAUUUAAGUUAUGGCGUAAAACUUUAAAGUUUAAAUAGUGGUCUUUCAGUUUGAUAUUCGCAGGUGGAUUGGAUCACUUCUCGCAGGAAAGAGACCCUAAUUUGGACUUUGGAAUGCAAAAGUGAUAGCCUUAUCCUAGAGAAGAGACUACAU
Molecule: messenger RNA, 1226 nt
Organism: Nerophis lumbriciformis (worm pipefish)
Lineage: Eukaryota; Metazoa; Chordata; Actinopteri; Syngnathiformes; Syngnathidae
Product: dual specificity protein phosphatase 19-like
Biological process (GO): protein dephosphorylation; regulation of MAP kinase activity
Cellular component (GO): cytoplasm
Molecular function (GO): JUN kinase phosphatase activity
Source: RefSeq, a predicted model, not a curated record